CAAAUUUCUCGUCACAAUCGCGACAAACUGCGACGAAUCUGGUAUAAUUCGCUGCAAAAUUGUGAAUUAUUGCAAUAAGAAACAAGUUGUCUAUUUUAACACAAAAUGUCCGGACGCGGUAAAGGUGGUAAAGUGAAGGGAAAAUCAAAGACACGUUCGAAUAGAGCUGGCCUUCAAUUUCCAGUGGGUCGUAUUCAUCGUCUAUUGAGAAAAGGAAAUUACGCCGAACGUGUUGGAGCCGGUGCGCCAGUUUAUUUGGCAGCUGUCAUGGAAUAUUUAGCGGCCGAAGUUUUGGAAUUGGCCGGCAAUGCUGCGCGUGACAAUAAAAAAACAAGAAUAAUCCCUCGUCAUCUUCAACUCGCCAUUCGAAACGACGAGGAAUUGAAUAAAUUACUUUCCGGUGUCACAAUUGCCCAGGGUGGUGUUCUACCGAACAUUCAAGCAGUUCUCCUACCAAAGAAGACCGAAAAGAAGACUUAAAUUAUUUCCCUCUUUUUUUCUUGAUACUAAAUCGGCCCUUUUCAGGGCCAA
Leptopilina heterotoma is the source of this 531-nucleotide messenger RNA. Its product is annotated as histone H2A. The record is from RefSeq and is a predicted model, not a curated record. Gene Ontology annotation, cellular component: nucleosome. Gene Ontology annotation, molecular function: protein heterodimerization activity; DNA binding; structural constituent of chromatin. Lineage: Eukaryota; Metazoa; Arthropoda; Insecta; Hymenoptera; Figitidae. The coding region runs from base 106 to 480 and encodes 124 amino acids. The transcript has a single exon.